Molecule: messenger RNA, 1191 nt
Organism: Lodderomyces theae
Lineage: Eukaryota; Fungi; Ascomycota; Pichiomycetes; Serinales; Debaryomycetaceae
Product: decapping nuclease
Exons: 1
Coding region: 1-1191 (396 amino acids)
Biological process (GO): NAD-cap decapping; nuclear-transcribed mRNA catabolic process
Cellular component (GO): nucleus; cytosol
Molecular function (GO): mRNA 5'-diphosphatase activity
Source: RefSeq, a predicted model, not a curated record
AUGGGCAAGACGUUGCCUAUAACAUCCCGAGCCAAAACCACAGCUCUAAAACAGCCAAAGGAGCUAUUCACAUACACAAGAGACAUUGAAGGUGAAUAUCAUUACAAUGCCAACCAGUCUCAUGAUCAUCUCCCAUAUUUUUACUUACCUGAUAGCAAAGUGGACAACAGGAUAGAUUUGCAACUGGGGUUCAAAAAUUUCAAGAAAAUCUCAGAGGAAGCCAACAUGUCCGAUUUCGAGCCUUUACUCAAUGCCAUCAUGCAAUAUGAGCGUGAUGAAGUUGAAGAUAAAGUCGAAGGAGAUAUAAUCACAUUCAGAGGAAUCAUGACGAGAUUGAUGUCGAUACCGUAUAGUCCUGCCGAUGCUUUGGAUUUAGUGAUUGUCCCAUUUGAUGGACAAUUGUUUAUCAAUUUCAAUACUGAAGUUGAACUAAAACGACGUAAAGAACAAGAUGACAGGACUAGACAAACUUCACCAAGGGAGAAGUAUGAGUACAUCAAGAAAUGUGAAUAUAGCGGGUACAAAUUCGAAACUAUUGCCACUAUUCCACAGCCUUGGAAAGAUGUUCUGAGGAAAUAUAUUGAUUCACGCCACAAGAAGCCAGUCAACAACUAUGAACAAUUUUUGUCGGUGAUCAAGACAGGUAUAGGACCAGUCAAGUUGGUGUUGGCCGGGGAGGUUGAUUGUUGUUGGGAUUACGUGCCAGAAAGGACUUCCAAUUCGUUACUGCAUUAUGUUGAAUUGAAAACUAGUAAAGUAAUCGAUUCCAAUAACCAAUUACUCAAUUUCGAGAAAAAGUUAUUCAAGACUUGGUGUCAAUGUUUUCUAAUGGGGGUGGGGAAAGUAGUUUAUGGCUUUAGGGAUGACCAGUUUGUUUUAAGGAAUGUGGAAAUAUAUCAAACUGAAGAAAUACCCGUUUUGAUAAAGGAGAAUCCAUUGAAUAGUUUAAAACAGAAUCAGGCUACUAAAGUCAAUUGUACCAGUGCGUUGAAGUGGUAUGGAGCUGUUGUUGAAUGGUUAAAUGGCGCGAUUGACAAGAAUGAUGAACUGAUUAGUUACAAUUUAAAAUAUGAUCCUGUUAAAAAAAUUUUAAGUUUGAGUGAAACAAGUCAAGAAUUCAAUGGAAGAUUGAGAAAUGGGGGGUUAUUAGUGGAAGAGUUUAAGAAAUGGAGGGAUGAAAAGAAGAAAUAG